CGGGGAAGGAAUGCGAUAAUCGAGGCGGUUCGGUUUAAGCGAGUGACUGUCGUAGGGCUCCAAAAGAGUGGAUAGAAGCAAAGGCUUCUGCUGGGAUGUUGGUGAUGACCGGGUGUCGAGUGUUGAAUGCUACAGCAUGUAGGUGGGCGGCGCAAAGGUCGAAAGGAAGGAGGAGGGCGAAGUGGAAAGGACGACCCGAACUAUGUAAAAUGAUCCUGCCCGUUGUACUUUGGAGGCUUGCCGUAAAGGAGUCAAGUUCGCGUGCCUGCCAAGGCAAUCUCGCGCCAGUGAGCCUACCUCACACUAUUCCGCGCCGUCGUCAACCAUGGCGUGUGUUGUAAACUGCUGCCGGAAGUCUAGAAUGCUACUGCCGUC
Aureobasidium pullulans EXF-150 is the source of this 375-nucleotide messenger RNA. RefSeq lists its product as uncharacterized. Lineage: Eukaryota; Fungi; Ascomycota; Dothideomycetes; Dothideales; Saccotheciaceae. Bases 96 to 341 code for a protein of 81 amino acids. The record is from RefSeq and is a predicted model, not a curated record. The transcript has a single exon.